Harpegnathos saltator (Jerdon's jumping ant) is the source of this 1051-nucleotide messenger RNA. RefSeq lists its product as hypothetical. NCBI's taxonomy places the organism in Eukaryota, Metazoa, Arthropoda, Insecta, Hymenoptera, Formicidae. The coding region runs from base 441 to 965 and encodes 174 amino acids. The transcript is spliced from 3 exons. The record is from RefSeq and is a predicted model, not a curated record.
CUUUUUCCUCUACUCUCCUCUUCUUUUCCGGGAGGCUCGGUUUGUUGAUAGCGCGCAUCCUGUUCUGAGGAUAAUUAAACGAGAGUUAACCACAUCCACGCUCUUUUUCCUUCAAUGCUCCUUAUCAGUCGCGUAUCACGGGCGAUACGUUUGUCGCGCUGCCAUUCAGUCGGAAUGAGCCUUCCAAUAAUCCUAUCCAGUUCGAGAAUAUAAUCUCAACAUUUGCGGAUGCACUGCGGUAGGACGGCCGGAUGUCGGCCGUAGAGAGCGGUGUCUCGUGAUUAGUUAAAAUCACGAGACUGAUAUUGCACUUUAGUCAGUCGCCGAUAUACCGUCUUCGCAAGUACGCCAGCUCGACGAAAAUACGAUAAAUCGUUUGCUUUCUCUCUCUCUCUCUUCUUUUCCAACUCGUCUCAAACGUCCGGAAAGCAUCGGUCGUCAUGCCUCUACGCGACCUUGUUCUCCUGUCGAUCUCGAUCAGUUACCUCUCUGUGUCGUCGGCGAUCGUCGAGACGCAGGAGUUGUCUCCCAGGAUCUCGUCGAAGCCCAUACAUAUGAUCUGGAAUAUACACCUGCAGGAUCUGUCGGACAGGUGGAGGAUGGUGAACCCGGAGGUCCAAGUACGAACGGAGCCUCAAAAGCAGAGAGAGAAUCAGGUUUUAGACCACAAGUCUGAGCUCGUCGAUAACUUUGAAUACGUCGACCAAAAUCUUGACGAAUUCGCGGCGAAGACGCAUUCGGCGGCAGACGAGAGGAAGGAGGAUAGACUGCAGGAUAAGAUUGCAAAGCGUGAGAAGUUCAAUCAACUGGAGCAUAUCAUCAUGCAGCCACCAUUCUGCCCGGAAGGCCAAGAGAUGGACAGUAAAGGAAUCUGCAGACCCCUCAUACUAUCGCAAGAGGUUUUGAAUGAGCGAAAGACUAAACGACCAAAUCGCAUUCCGUUUACCCGCCUCGCUCUUCCAUAGGAUAUCAAUACACUGAAAAUAUAUAUCGAGCUGUUCCAUUUUAUAAAUAAAACAAUGUCACCAGGUAACGGACACGUGUACAUUUC